AUGGCCGGGAGCGGAAGCAGCGGGAGCAGCUCGGCGCCCUGCGCAUCGUGCAAGCUGCUGCGGCGGCGGUGCACCCAGGAGUGCGUGUUCGCGCCCUACUUCCCUCCUGAGGAUCCUCACAAGUUCGCCAUCGUCCACAAGGUCUUUGGCGCCAGCAAUGUCAGCAAGAUGCUCCAGGAGCUGCCUGCUCAGCAGAGGGCGGAUGCGGUGAGCAGCCUGGUGUACGAGGCCAACGCACGGAUGAGGGAUCCCGUCUACGGCUGCGUCGGCGCCAUCUCCUACCUCCAGCAGCAGGUCUCCCAGCUCCAGAUGCAGCUCGCCCUCGCCAAGGCCGAGAUCCUCCUCUGCGUCCAGAUGCAACACGAUGGCCAUGCAACUGCUUCUGCUUCAGCUUCACCACCGUCACUUCAGCGGCGGCAGCAACAGCUCAUGGAAAGCGAGGCGUAUGGUAGCCUGCUCAUGCAAAAUGGCCUGAUGAACAGCACCGGAGCUCAUCAGCAGCAGAUGUUGGGCUCUGCUGGGAACACUGCACUGAUGCUGCAGGAGGCAUGCCUCAAGAAAGAGUCCCUAUGGGCAUGA
Molecule: messenger RNA, 579 nt
Organism: Panicum hallii
Lineage: Eukaryota; Viridiplantae; Streptophyta; Magnoliopsida; Poales; Poaceae
Product: LOB domain-containing protein 12-like
Exons: 2
Coding region: 1-579 (192 amino acids)
Source: RefSeq, a predicted model, not a curated record